AGAAACAUUUGACGCUUUGAGAACUUGCAUAAGCACAAGGAAGUGUAACUGCAGUUUUUUACUUCAUUUAUAUACACGUUUAUGGAUACAAGACUGAUUUGAGUUUUAUUGGGAGUAUUUUAGUCACACGAGAUUUUCUACCACAAAAUAUUAGGACGCAGCGCUGUAUCCGCAAUAUGUCUGCGCCCUGUAACAGUACACAUUGAGUGAAGGACAUGUGGAAGCGUGUGCAAGUGGUGUCACCGAGAAUCUGGUCCAGAGAUCUACAGAAGACAUGGAGCGCAUGGGGAUACAGGCUCUGUUCAUCAGCCCAUCCUCCAGCAUCAUUUAAUACACCAUCAACACAGCCCAGGACUCAAGCAGAGAAAGCCAAACGUAGACGAGAGAAAGAGAAGACUAUACUGAGUAGUGAUGUUAAUGACGUUGGACCGGACUGGUCGGAAAAAGAGAAAAUAAGAUAUACUGCUGCCCUCUUACCUGGAGAGAAGAAAGACACUUCCCUGCCCUUCCCACAGUCCUACAGCCCAGAAUAUGUGGAAUUUGGCUGGUAUCAGUGGUGGGAGAAACAGGGAUUCUUCAGCCCUGAGCAGCAUGGUAAACUGCCUCAUGCGACUGAUAAAUAUUUCUCCUUUUGCAUUCCUCCACCAAAUGUGACGGGUACUUUACAUCUCGGACAUGCUCUGACAGUGGCUAUAGAGGACGCCUUGGCUCGCUGGCGUCGAAUGCAGGGCUACAAAGUGCUGUGGGUUCCAGGCUGUGACCACGCUGGGAUUGCAACACAGUCAGUGGUUGAGAGGAAGCUGUUACGAGAGCAUGGAAAGCGCAGACAGGACUACAGCAGAGAUGAGUUCCUCGGAGAAGUCUGGAGAUGGAAAAACGAGAAGGGGGAUGAAAUUGAUCAUCAGCUGAGAAAACUGGGUGCGUCUCUGGACUGGACCAGAGCGUGUUUCACAAUGGACCCGGGUUUCAGCAGUGCUGUGACAGAGGCUUUCGUCAGACUGUGUGACUCUGGUCUCAUCUAUCGCUCUGAAGGUUUGGUCAACUGGAGCUGUGCAUUAGAGUCGGCCAUCUCAGACAUAGAGGUGGAUUCGAAAGAGCUUUCAGGCAAAACUCUUUUGUCUGUUCCUGGCUAUCAGCAGAAGGUGGAAUUUGGGACGAUUGUCACAUUUGCAUAUCUGUUAGAGGGACAGGAAGGAGAGGUUGCCGUGUCAACCACACGACCGGAGACAAUGCUGGGAGAUGUGGCCAUUGCUGUGCAUCCUAAUGACCCUCGAUAUCAAGAUCUUCAUGGCAAAUACUGCCGGCACCCGUUUACAGAUCGAUUGUUACCCAUUAUCGCUGACACUAUGGUGGAUAUGAAAUUGGGGACAGGUGCUGUUAAAGUGACACCAGCUCACGACCACACUGACUUCCUGCUAUCCCAGAGACACGCGCUGCCACGCCUCACUUUGAUUGGAGGAGAUGGAACUAUGACAUCACUAUGUGGCCAGUGGCUAGAGGGAGUCAAACGCUUUGAUGCCAGAGAGCGAGUGAUCAGUGCACUGAUGGAGAGGAAGUUAUUCAGAGACAAGCAGAGUCACCCCAUGUCAUUACCAAUCUGCAGCCGUUCUGGAGAUGUGAUUGAACCGCUGCUGAAGAGACAAUGGUUUGUACGCUGUCAAGUAAUGGCACAAAAAGCAGUUCAAGCAGUAGAAGAUGGGGAGCUACAGAUCAUUCCUCAGUUUUAUACAAAAAUGUGGAGGAACUGGCUGUCUAACAUCAGUGAUUGGUGCAUUUCUAGACAACUUUGGUGGGGUCAUCAGAUACCAGCCUAUCUAGUGACGCUACAAAACUCUGUUGACACAGAAGAGGAGCUGUGGGUUUGGGGCCGAACUGCUGCAGAGGCUCGGGAACGUGCUGCUGUGAAUUUUGGAGUGAAUCCGGAUCACAUCACGCUCACACAGGACCCAGAUGUGCUCGAUACCUGGUUCUCUUCGGGUCUUUUUCCAUUCGCCAUGCUCGGCUGGCCCCAGCAGAAAGAAGACCUGAAACAAUUCUACCCCAACUCCAUUCUGGAAACAGGAAGUGACCUCAUCUUUUUCUGGGUGGCCAGGAUGGUGAUGCUGGGCAAGGAGUUGACUGGCCAGCUGCCCUUUAAACAGGUGUUCUUUCACUCUUUGGUGAGAGAUAAAUAUGGGCGGAAGAUGAGUAAAUCUUUAGGAAAUGUCAUCGAUCCACUGGAUGUUAUUUCAGGUGUCUCUCUGGAGAGACUUCAAAAGAAAAUCAAAGAAGGAAAUUUAGAUCCGAGAGAGAGCGUUGUUGCCAUGGAAGCGCAGGAGAAAGAUUUCCCUAAAGGUAUUCCAGAGUGUGGGACUGACGCUUUGAGGUUUGCUCUUUGCUCUUACAAAGCCCAAGGAGACGACAUCAGCCUGUCCGUGUCCCACGUGUUGAGCUGUAGACACUUCUGUAAUAAGAUGUGGCAGGCGGUACGCUUCACCCUCGCCGCGUUGCAGGAUGCGAGUUCACCUGCAUCAUUAGCGGAGACACAUCCGGUCUCCAGCAUGGACAGGUGGAUAUGUUCAAGACUGUACUGCACAGUUCGGCAGUGUGAAGAGGCUUUUGAGAGCUACGAGCUUCACACCAUUACCUCUGCACUGCAUUCCUUCUGGGUGCACAGUCUCUGUGAUGUCUACCUAGAAAGCAUCAAGCCCGUGCUAAAACAAGAAGCCUCGGACAGCGAGGAGCAGAAGGAGAGAGAGAGACAGGUGGCCAUAUCUGUGUUGUAUCACAGUGUGUCUCUCUCUCUGUGUCUCCUCUCGCCCUUCAUGCCUUUCCUCACAGAGGAGCUGUGGCAGAGACUCUUGCCUUACAGCGCCGACUCCAUCAAGAACCCCACCAGCCUGUGCGUGCAGCCCUAUCCAAAGACCUCACAGCUGGAGCACUGGUAUUUUCCUGAGGAGGAAGCAGAUUUCUCUUUGGCACAGGAAGUGGUCAGAGUGGCGAGGUUACUGAGGGCCCAGUGCCAGAUGACAAAAGAAAAACCUGACUUGUGGGCAGUGUGUGCACCUGAUCAAGCUCAGACCCUUCUGCACUUCAGAUCUGCAAUCUGCACCCUGGGUCGAAUCUCAAAGCUGCGUCUGCACUGUCCAGAUGGAGGUUUCACGGACUCACCUCCACCCAAGGGCAGUGCUGUAGGGGUGGUGGAUCAUUCCAUUCGCUUGCAUCUCUGUGUUCAGACUGGUAUAAAUGCUGACAAACAGAAAGCACUCCUCUGUCAGCGCAGAGAAAAGCUGGCCAACAAACUCAAGCAAGCCAUCUCUCGCACACUCAUGCCCAACUACACAGAGAAAGUUCCUGAUCGUGUCAGGCAAGAGAUGGACAAUAAGAUUGCAGCCAUGGAGGAGGAUCUGAAGAACAUUGAGGACCAACUUUUGGCUUUGGAAGACAUGAAGAAACAAGACUGAUCAUGGGAAGCAAAAAACAAAAGCAACCCACUAACCAAUAGGGACGUUUUGGUGUCUUGUAUAGCAAUAAAUGGUUGGUGUAUCUUCACAGAAUGUUCGUUUUGAUGUAACAUGAAUGUUAAAUAUAUGAUUUAACAAAUUGCUUUCAUAAAAUUAUAUUUGUCUAAUUUAUAUCAAAUUAUGUAAAGUCCAAAUGAUCUCCCUGAAAAUAAAUACAUUGAGAAAACAACACCCCAGUUUAAACGCCACAUUAAGCGCUUUUCCACCAUCGCGCCAAAUUGUUCUCGUUGCUGAAUCGCUCCACUCCGUGCCGAUCCAUGCCAGCCUGUAUGUAAAUGGUUUCAUUUUCCACCGCAGGGCUGAUAACGCAAAUCUUUAGAAUGUAAACACAAACGCGUCACACACUGCCUUGGUAACAUAAGAGAAUGAGCUAUAACGUCUCUGCACACAUUCCGAACCAAGAACAGUUUGUAAUCAUGCCGUGUCGAACAAGGCCCACGUGGAAACAUAACUGUAACCGUUUCAGACCGUGUUUAGAACCAGUAGCGAUGUUAACCACCACGCAAAUGCGUAGGGCCCCGCUAGCUUGGGGGGCCCUAGUGGCCACAAGCGGUUAAAUCAUUUGAUGCUUUUGACGCCUGAUCUGCCUGCGUGCGCUGCACCGAAUAAGUCAAACGCACCUCAUAACAGAAAGGUCUGACUCGGUUGAAAAACCAAUCAAAACUUCUAAUUCAGCUAGGAGGUGGGUUACCUGCACUUUUACGCUCAGCCAGUUCAUUUACAGGAACAACAUUCUUUAUGUGAAGUCCUUCAAAUACAGUCGUGGAGGAGAUAAGUUUAGGCUUAAAUAGAGUAAACUGACACAGCGGAAUGUGACCAAAAAAGAAAAAAAAUGUUGAGUCCUGGUUCGCUUAGCGUUCAGACUGGCAUUUUAACAGCGAACCUAAAGAUAUCGAACCUAACAGCUUAUGUGUAAAGUCGCAAUGUGAUUGGACAGCUUUUAUGAUUUGUAUUUUAAAACGGAACUCGCCGGAUAUCCAAAACAAUGGUGUGUGCACAGUGCUGCAUGGGUUAUACAUGCUCAGAGUAUGCCUGCGCAUAUGAGGGUAUUUUUAGCAAGCCGGUAACUUGCGAAAACCUCAUGAAGUGUUAAAAGCAGUCAAAACGGCGCCAGGAAUUCCUCCGUUACAUGCGCAAGCACAGAUCUAAUAAACACUCCUUUUAUAUUACCAAAUCACAAGAUUUUUGGGUCGUAUAUUGUUAUCACUUCCUGUUUUUGGUUCGGUUCGAUGCCUUUGGUCCGUGAUGCGUUCAUAUUUCAAUCAAACCGCACCAGAGUUCGUUUGAAAGUGGACCAAGACCCGAGACCGAGACUGCUGAAAAGAUGGGUCUCGGUCCACUUGUUUGGUGCGCACCAGGGUUUGGUUGGCAGCCUUCACACUUACACAAAUAAACCGCACUAUCAGAGCAAUCGCUCCAGAGUUCAUUUUAAUCGACCCAAACAUGAACACACCCUUAGUUAGAUCCCAGCAUCCAUCUUAUAUGUUUUUAGGGGGGAAAAGAUAUUUGAUACACUUAAAUAUGUCUUAACAUUUUUUAUUCUUAAAUAUCUCCAGCAAUUCAAUUUUUAUAAGUGGAAUGUGAGUUCACCAUAGUCUAGAAAGCACGUAGCCUACUGUAAUCUUGAGGGUUCUUUACUAUUUAUUAAAUUAAUUCCAGUAAUAUUUACUUAUUAUUGAUAUCUCAAAUUUUAUUACAUUUUAAAGUUAUCAAUUUUUGGAGUAGUGGUGCAACCCCUGGCAUAUAAAC
Messenger RNA from Triplophysa rosa, 5252 nucleotides. It is a transcript of the gene vars2, whose product is annotated as valyl-tRNA synthetase 2, mitochondrial. Gene Ontology annotation, cellular component: cytosol. The record is from RefSeq and is a predicted model, not a curated record. Gene Ontology annotation, biological process: valyl-tRNA aminoacylation. NCBI's taxonomy places the organism in Eukaryota, Metazoa, Chordata, Actinopteri, Cypriniformes, Nemacheilidae. Gene Ontology annotation, molecular function: ATP binding; aminoacyl-tRNA deacylase activity; valine-tRNA ligase activity. The transcript has 30 exons. The coding region runs from base 216 to 3443 and encodes 1075 amino acids.